AUGUGGAAUUUGAUUCGAACUCGAUUAUCAUUAUUUAUAUCAUUAAAAUCAAUAACUAUGAAUUCUAUCUGUGAUUUAAAAAAAUCGACACCAAUAUUAGUGUCACUUAUUUUUCAUGAUAUUCUAUUUACUGUUAAAUCAUUGAAACAUCUAUAUCUUCACGCAUUAUGUUGUGGAAAUGAAAUAAUAACCAUUUCAUCAUCUUCUUUAAUACAAACAUUGACUAUUGAGAGUCUAACAGUAAAAGGUAUUGCAAUUAAUUUACUUGAAAUUUUUUCGAUUGCACCAAUGUUACGCCAACUCGAUACGGAAUUAAUUAAAACUCAAUUUAAUGAUAUGAACAUGAUUUUUCAAUCAUCUAUUUAUUUACAAAAACUAUCCAUUACUAGCGGUUCUAUGACUAUGUUCAAAAUAAAACAUUUACUCUCAUCAAUGAUCUGUCUUACUCAUCUUAGUCUUGAUGUCUAUGUUGUAGAUAAUAAUAUGAUUAAUGGCAAUGCAUGGAUACCACUAAUGACUCGAAUAGUUAUAUUUCAAUUCAUAUUUAAAAUUUCAAACGAUAUUAAUAUCGAUCUUGAUUCAUUUCGUACUCAACUUUGCUUGAAGAAAAAAAGUGACUAUCAGUGUCCAUAUGUAUAUGGGAAGAAAACAUUAAUAGAAUCAACUGGAUUAGAACCAACAACAUAUCCAUAUGCAAAAAAUCUCUUUUUCAAUACUGAAUUAUCAAUGCCAGAAAUAUAUUUACGUCGAAUGACUUAUGCUGAUACAUUAAUCAUCGAAAAUAAUUUUAACAAUUCACUUGAAUAUAUCACCAGUUUUAUCGAUUUAUCACGAAUCACUAAUUUCAUACAAAGGGGAUUGGAAACAAAAGUGUUAAAUAAUAAAUUUGUAGAAAUUCUUUAUAAUCUUCCACAUUUACGUUCACUUGGUUUAUAUUUUUCAACUCUCAUCUCACUUUUUGAUCGACAUUGGCCACGAAUUAUUAAUCUUAACAUGAACUUUGAUCCAGAUGAUCAAAUUGAAUCAUUAUCAUCAAAGCAAAUUGAUGCCCUUUGGUUUUCGUUUACUCAGUUAGAACAGUUAAGUUUUGAUUGUCGAAGUGUUCGAAAUCUAUCAAAAUUAUUCAAUACAAUGACAAUGACGUUAUCGAAUAUAUGCAUUUGUCAUUAUGGUUAUAGAAAUAAUUUAAAUCGUCAAAUGGUAACACGUCAAUGGCUUGAACAAAAUACAGAAUUACGUCACUUUGAAUAUUUUCAAAAUGAUGAAAAAGUUUAUAUAUGGCUUUAG
Molecule: messenger RNA, 1287 nt
Organism: Rotaria sordida
Lineage: Eukaryota; Metazoa; Rotifera; Eurotatoria; Philodinida; Philodinidae
Source: the annotation of a GenBank genome assembly